GGGAUAAGACAUUGGAGCAGCCUCCAAGGGAGAAACCCAGCAGGGACAGACCAGCUGCUGCCAUGCAAGGACUUCACUGCCUCACGGACACCCUGUCCCCCUAUCUUCCCUGAAGCUGCCCCUUACCCUGGCACAGAGACCGCCCAGGUGCCCCCAACGCCACAACCUCUGGAAGCUACCAAGGGCCCAUCUCAACAGAGAUGCUGAUCCUGAGCUGCUCCUCCAAGCUGCAGCUGCUGGAGGCGACACUACAGAGGCUCCUGCCUGAGACAUUGCAGGUUCUCAGUGUCGUGAUGAACAUAAACCGCGGGAACCCGGCUGGACAUGAGGUGCUGGUGGACACAUGGCCCGAGUUCAAAGCCAUCCUCACCCGGCCGCACAGAGAGCAGGUGGCAUCGGACGACGCUGAUUUCUACACCAACACAUACGCAGCGUUCUACCGGGAUCUAGGCGCCAACCGGGCCCUGCUGGGCAGUGCCGUCAACUGGGGCCAGGCCUUCUGCAUCCUCGGGCUCCAGAAUGGGGUGUACGAGGCCUCCAGGGACAUCGCCAAGGCUAAGGCAGUCCAGCUGGAAGCAUCCCGCUACUUCACCUACCUCCACCCAGAUCCCAGCACCAUGCCCGAGAUCCGACUGGACCCGUCUGUGAGGCUGUCAUCCCUGGAUGUUUCCCACGCCGACUUGCUGAAUGAGACGUGGGCCUUUGGGGGGAACGACAACAGAAGGAGGUACCUGGCCAACCUGAUCCGCCACUUCCCCAGUGUCUGCCUCCUGGACGCUGCUGGAUGCCCUGUCAGCUGGAUCAUUACAGACCCGUUUGGCAUCAUGACUCACGGCUACACCCUCCCCCAGCACCGGGGACGCGGCUACAUCCAGGUGCUGCUGAAUGUCAUGGCCAAGCAGAUGCACGCAUGGGGCUAUCCCAGCUAUGGCCACGUGGCCGUGGACAACUACCCCAUGCAGAGGCUGCAGGAGAGGCAGGGCUUCCAGUGCCAGCUCAAUUGGUGCCACUUCAUCCUCCACAACACAGCACUGCAUAGAACCCCCACGUUAACCCCCAGCCCAGCAGCAGGCAUAGCCCCCGCAUGAGUCCCCAGCCCAGCCACCCAGGGGACCUGCCAGGCUGGGGCUAAAGGAAGCCAAGGGAGGGUGUGGGGGAGUCUGGGGAUCAGUGUUAUGCCCAGUGGAACCAGUAACAUCUCCCAGCGCCAGCCUCACAUGGGGCCUGCUACCUGCAGCCCCAAAGGCCUUGCCCUCCCCGAUGAUACUCAUCUUUAGAGGGUCUGUCCUACUCUCCUAAGUACCAUAACCUGCUCUCCUUGGUGGACCCUACCCCCCAAGACCUGUACGCGCAGCACCCCCAUCCCACUUCCCCUACACUGCCCCAUCCCAGUUCCUCUUCCAGACACGCCAGCAAUGGAUCAAUGAUCUUCCACUUAAUCAAGUUACAUGCUCACCCUCCUCCUGCAUCUGCUCUGCUCCUUCUCCCCUGCUUUCCCUGGGACAUCCUGCUCAGCCUAUUGCAUCUCUAACUCCGCCAGUCAGUGUGUCACCCUCCCCACACCCUGACAGAGACAUCUCCCGAUCUCCCUCUCCCCCGCUUCUCUGGGGCUUGUCACGUUUCUCGCCAUUGCAGUCUGCUCUCAUCAGCUCCUUUUGCCACUCCUGGACAAUACAAAUGGUAGCAGCUUUAAACGGGGCAGGAGGGGCUGUGCAAUAGGUCCCCAUUCAGCAACAUCUCCUUGAGCACAACGGGCCAGGCAUGAUGUUUCUAACACACAAUACCUGUUCCGUAUUGAUACUAACCAGCCCGAAAAUGUUCCCAUGCCAAGGACUCCCUCAAGGGCCAGUCUGUCUCAGUAACUCAUGGGUUAAAUACCUCCUGGGGAUGUUGAUUAUCCUCAAACCAAACUUCACUAUCCCCAAAGAUUCCCGGCCUGAGGUCACACUCAAAACCAAUCCAGAUGUGUUAAAUUCAGCACCACACAGCCAAGACACCCAAAUCCCCUUAACUCCACCCACCGGCAUUGACUGAUAGCAGGAAGCGUUUGGGGCUUUGUGAUCCCAGCUGCAAUUAAAUUGAUUGUU
This is a messenger RNA of Chelonia mydas (Green sea turtle), 2087 nucleotides long. Its product is annotated as glycine N-acyltransferase-like protein 3. Gene Ontology annotation, cellular component: mitochondrion. The transcript has 6 exons. Bases 201 to 1088 code for a protein of 295 amino acids. Lineage: Eukaryota; Metazoa; Chordata; Testudines; Cheloniidae. The record is from RefSeq and is a predicted model, not a curated record. Gene Ontology annotation, molecular function: glycine N-acyltransferase activity.